Molecule: messenger RNA, 1677 nt
Organism: Bipolaris victoriae FI3
Lineage: Eukaryota; Fungi; Ascomycota; Dothideomycetes; Pleosporales; Pleosporaceae
Exons: 7
Coding region: 1-1677 (558 amino acids)
Molecular function (GO): oxidoreductase activity
Source: RefSeq, a predicted model, not a curated record
AUGAAUGUAGUCACUGGUGCUACUUCACGGGAUGAUAACGGAAAUGUCUACAUGCGCCGCGAGAUUAGGGAUUUGAUGGAAAACUACCCCGAUCAAUGGAGUCUGUACAUUUUGGCAUUGGAUAGUCUGCAUCAUGCUGAUCAGAGCGAUCCGUUUUCCUUCUACGGUCUGGCGUCCAUCCACGGAAGACCAUACAAGACAUGGGGAGACGUGCCUGGGUUACCAGAGAAGAUUGGCAAGGUAGGCUACUGUCCGCACGAUAACGAGUUAUUCUUGGGAUGGCAUCGACCGUAUCUCGCUCUGUUCGAGCAAGUCGUUUCCAACCACGUCCACGACAUCGCUGCAAACGCGCCAGCAUAUCAAUCUCAACGCUACCUCACUGCCGCCCGUGAGUUCCGGAUCCCAUACUGGGACUGGGCUCAAGGCACCAAACUCGGCCCAGUUCCUGACGUGUUUUUAUCCCCUACAAUCACAAUCACAGAUCUAAGGGGUGAACUGCUAGUAAUGGACAACCCAUUAUUCUCAUACAAAUUCCACCCUCUACCCACCGGCUUCCACGGCAAAUGGCGCAAGAUAAACUCAACCAUCCGCUGGCCCGCCUCAGACGACCCCUUCUCGCCCUCGCAGCCCCAACUCUUCGCUUCAGCCUUUAAAAACCAAUCCAACAACCUCAUCGCUCAAGUGGGCAUCGCCUUCCGCUCAAGCACCUUCUCGCGCUUCUCCUCUGCCCUCGAAGACGCCCACGGCUGGAUCCACGGCGUCAUCGGCGGGGGCUAUCUACGCGACUCACCGUACUGGGGCCACAUGUGGCCAUUGGAAUAUUCAGCGUUUGACCCAUUAUUCACAUUGCAUCAUGCAAACGUCGACCGCCUCUUCACGCUCUACACCCUCUCCCACCCCGCCACCGUAAUGCUCCCCUCAAACAUCUCCACAAACUCCAACCUUUUCCUCCCAGACAACGCACUCAUCGACGCAUCCACCCCGCUCCUGCCCUUCCGCCGCACCCCAGACAGCUUCUGGACCACGCACGAGUGCCGCGACACUGCCGUGCUAGGCUACGCGUACCCGGAGACGCAACGCUGGAAGUUUGCUUCGGACGAGUCGUUCGCUGCGCAUGUGGAAGCCGUGGUGGCGAAAUUGUAUGCGGGGAGGGUGCGCGAGAUGGCGGUUGUGCCGGUUGUGGUGCAGCAGAGUAGUUUGUUUGGGGGGUUGUUGGAGAGGAGUGGGGGUGUGUAUACGGAUUGGGUUGUUGAAACGAGGGUGAGAGGGAGGAUGGGGAGGGGCACGUUCCGGGUGCAGUUUGAGCUGGGGGAGAGGGAUGUCGGGAGCUGGAUGGUGCUUAUGCCUGGUGUGCGGCGGGAUGAGGUUGAGAGAGGGGAGGGGAAGGAGAUGGUGGGGACGACGAGUUUGACGGGGGUGCUGGUUGAGUGUGUGAAUAAUGGGACGUUGCGGGGGUUGAAUGAGGAGAUUGUGGUGCCGUUUCUUGAGCGGGCGUUGAGGUGGUGGGUGUUGGACGAUGCUGGUAAGAGAAUCACGAAGCUGAAAGAUGGAGCGGUGAAUGUCACGUUGGUUGGUACGGAGGCAAGGGUGCCGGUGGAUAAAAGCAAGCCGAUUGAGUAUACGGAGAUUGUGCGUAGCUACCCGGGGAUUAUAAGGGAGAAGGUAGAUGUGCGCUGA